Limanda limanda (common dab) is the source of this 1797-nucleotide messenger RNA. RefSeq names its product L-amino-acid oxidase-like. The record is from RefSeq and is a predicted model, not a curated record. The transcript has 8 exons. Gene Ontology annotation, molecular function: L-amino-acid oxidase activity; polyamine oxidase activity. The coding region runs from base 39 to 1571 and encodes 510 amino acids. Gene Ontology annotation, biological process: amino acid catabolic process. Lineage: Eukaryota; Metazoa; Chordata; Actinopteri; Pleuronectiformes; Pleuronectidae.
UCACAGACUCAGUUGGUUCAACAGCCUUUCAGACCAAGAUGGAUCCACAUGUGUCGAAAAGUGAACUCAGGAACCAGGGUCAGACUGCUGCUCUCAGCUUCAGGAAACAUCUGGCUGAUUGUCUGGAGGACGCAGACUAUGAAAAGCUGUUGGAGACAGCAAAGAACGGCCUCCCACGCUCGCCGUCCUGCCUCCUGCCACGUCACGUUGUGAUUGUUGGAGCUGGCAUGGCUGGACUGACGGCAGCAAAGCUGCUGCAGGACGCAGGACACAAGGUGACCAUAUUAGAAGCUAGUGGUCGUGUGGGAGGACGAGUGGAGACGUACAGGAAUGAAAACGACGGCUGGUACGUUGACUUAGGACCAAUGAGGAUCCCAUCUACUCAUAGAAUCAUCCGCUGGUACAUGGAAUAUUUCGGACUCAAGCUAAAUGAAUUCAUCAUGAGUCAACCCAGAACCUUCUACCUGGUCAAUGGGAUAAAGAAACGGAUGUCUGAAGUGAUUGCACACCCUGACAAACUGGGGUAUAAGCUUGAGGGUAACGAGAAAGGGAAGUCGGCCGACCAGCUGCUACAAAAAGCUUUGAAAAAGGUGAAACACUAUAUUGCGAAACAUGGCUGUUCUAAAUAUCUUAAGAAGUACGACCACUACUCUGUGAAGGAAUAUCUGAAAACGAAAGGUGGUUUGAGCGCAGAAGCCGUGAGGAUGCUCGGAGACUUGCUCAACGAAGACAGCCUCAUGCACAUGGCUCUGACUGAGAUGAUGUACCUCAGCAGCGACGUCAACGACAACACCAAGUACGAUGAAAUAACAGGUGGUUUCGAUCUUCUCCCCAAUGCUAUACACGAAACACUGGAGGUCCCUGCUCUCCUGAACUCCAAUGUGAAGCGCAUCAGUCGAUCAGAUACAGGUGUCGUCAUAUCGUACAAGAAAGACGAAGAAUCCUAUUUGACAAACCUUAAGGCUGACUUCGUCCUGGUAACCACCACAGCCAAAGCAGCCAUGUUCAUUGACUUUGAGCCACCUCUCCCCAUUAAAAAGAUGGAGGCCCUGAGGGCGGUCCACUAUGGCAGCGCCACAAAAAUCAUCCUUACCUUCUGUGAGAAGUUCUGGGAGAGAGACGGCAUCGAAGGAGGUAAGAGCGUCACCGACAGGCCCUCUCGUUUUAUCUACUAUCCCAACCACAGUUUCACAAAUGAAAACAUCGGCGUCCUCCUGGCCUCCUACACCUGGGCUGACGAAUCGCUUUUCUUCCUGGGAGCGACUGACGAAGACCUGAAAGAGCUGGUUCUGGGAGAUUUAGCUGCGAUCCACGGCGAGUACGUCCGGUGUCUCUGCACAGGGGUGGUGGUGAAGAAGUGGAGCUUGGAUCCCUACAGCCUGGGCGCCUUCGCUCUCUUCACACCCUACCAACACCUGGAGUACGCUAAGGAGCUCUUUAAAAGUGAAGGCAGGCUUCACUUUGCUGGUGAACACACCGGCUUCCCUCACGCCUGGAUCGACACAGCUAUGAAAACUGCAAUCAGAGCUGCGACCAACAUCAACAAGGCGCUGCUCCAUGUCUCCACCUAAACAAGAGACAAUCUCUGAGCCGUAACAUCUGAAUAAAUCACUAUCAUUGUACUCCAGGGUUUUAGGGAAAUCUUUGUAAUUUGUAAUCACUUAAUUUUUACAUUAAGAUUGAAAUAAGUGCCUUGUUCUGUAUUCAAUGCUUUUUAUUAAUUUUGGACACAAUUGAUGUUGUCUAAGGUUUUAUUCUGGUACACGGGGCUACAUACAUGGAAAAGUUUUACCUGUU